AUGGAAAACUCAACUGUUGAAGUGGUGAACAUCAUAGUGGUCAACAAUGAAGAUGGUGCUAUGAACAUUAAAGACAAUAAUAAUAUGAACACUGAAGUGGUGAACAAUGAAGAAUAUAUGAACAUUGAAGACAAUUUUAAUAUAGGCAUUGAAGUGGUGAACAAUGAAGAUGGAUCUAUAAACAUUGAAGACAAUAAUAACAUAAACACUGAAGUUGUGAACAAUGAAGAAUAUAUACUGGUAAUGAAUAUUGAGGACAAUAAUAAAAUAUACAUUGAAGUGGUGAACAACUGCAUGGAAAACUCAACUGUUGAAGUGGUGAACAAUGAAGAUGGUGUUAUGAAAAUUGAAGGCAAUAAUAAUAAUAUGAACAUUGAAGUGGUGAACAAUGAAGAGUACAUAAUGAACAUUGGAGACAAUAAUAAUAUAGGCAUUGGAAUGGUGAACAAUGAAGAUGAUAUUAUGAACAUUGAACAAAGAAAUGGAGCUGAUUCUGAAACCAACAGCAUUGAAAGUUCAACCAACAGCUUGGAAACGACUUCUGAACAUCUUGGAUGA
Molecule: messenger RNA, 558 nt
Organism: Nilaparvata lugens (brown planthopper)
Lineage: Eukaryota; Metazoa; Arthropoda; Insecta; Hemiptera; Delphacidae
Product: homeobox protein 3-like
Exons: 1
Coding region: 1-558 (185 amino acids)
Source: RefSeq, a predicted model, not a curated record